AUGGUGAUAGUAGCUGAGAGGAAACCAGAGUUCUUCCAGAUGUCACAUCCUUUGUACGAGGUUGUGACUGGAGAGGGAGGUUUGUACUCAGGAGGAAGUGCACAGAUGAUAGAGAGUUCACUAAAUGUUCAUGGCGAUGAGAUUUUGUAUGUUGGUGACCACAUCUACACUGAUGUAAGCGUGUCCAAAGUCCAUCUCAGGUGGCGAACUGCACUGAUCUGCCGUGAACUGGAAGAAGAGUAUAUGGCUUUGAUUGGUUGCCGCGGUCACCGAGAAUCUCUAAAUCAAAAAGAGGUUGUUGGGGGUCUCUUUAACCAGCUUCGGCUUGCUCUUCAAAGAAGACACAAAGGCCUUCCUGCUCAGACCUUAGCUGCUACCAACUUGGCUGAUCAAGAACUGGCAGAGACCAUGCAGAAGCUUCUCAUUGUAAUGCAAAGACUAGAUAAUAAGAUUUGUCUAAUGCUUGUAUCAGACGGCGAGCUCUUCAACAAAAGGUGGGGCUUCCUUUCACGUUCUGGGUUGUGGGACAAAAGCCACUUGAUGAGACAAAUCGAAAAGUAUGCUGAUAUAUACACAUCAAGAGUCUCCAACUUCCUCAACGACACACCCUUCAUGUAUUUCCGCUCGCUGGAGCAGCCACUGGCUCAUGAUUCUCCGCUUCCUGAUGCGACUAUGAAAAAUUAG
This is a messenger RNA of Eruca vesicaria subsp. sativa (arugula), 684 nucleotides long. The record is from the annotation of a GenBank genome assembly. NCBI's taxonomy places the organism in Eukaryota, Viridiplantae, Streptophyta, Magnoliopsida, Brassicales, Brassicaceae.